Molecule: messenger RNA, 1436 nt
Organism: Otolemur garnettii (small-eared galago)
Lineage: Eukaryota; Metazoa; Chordata; Mammalia; Primates; Galagidae
Gene: MRPL4
Product: mitochondrial ribosomal protein L4
Exons: 9
Coding region: 297-1205 (302 amino acids)
Biological process (GO): translation
Cellular component (GO): ribosome
Molecular function (GO): structural constituent of ribosome
Source: RefSeq, a predicted model, not a curated record
GCUCACUCGUUGGGGGCAGGACGCAAGGGGGAGAAACCUACAGGUGAUAGGGUUUCGGGUGGUGGAGUUGCGUUCCUAAGUGUAGCAGAGGGUCCAUAAGCUAGAAGUGAAAACUGGAGUCUGAAGGUUAGUUCUGGAGCAGAAGCGGGGAUACGCUAGAACAGGCCUUUACGCCCUACCCCGCUUUCCCGCGCGGAAUCCCAAAGGGGCGGGUGGUGUCGCAUGCGUGACGUCACUUGGAGGCGCCGCGCGCGGCCGGAGAAGUGACCUCCGGCGGCGUGAGUGGCUGUGCUGCUAUGCUGCAGUUAGUCCGGGUCGGGGUGCGGUCCUGGCUUUGGCCCACCGGCUGUCGGCUGAGGGCGGUGAACUCUCUGGCGGAUGAGGCACCGCGGGCGGCGGAGAAGCCAGAGCCAGUGGCAAAGUCAGAGCCGGUGGCGAGGACAGCUCUUCAGGCACCUGUCCUGCGCAAGUGCGAGCUCCCGGUACCCGCUCACCUGCGCCCAGUGCAGGCCUGGGUCGAGUCCUUGAAGGGCUACGAGCAGGAGCGAGUGGGCCUGGCUGAGCUGCAUCCCGACGUUUUCGCCACCGCGCCGAGGCUAGACAUCUUACACCAGGUUGCCAUUUGGCAGAAGAACUUCAAGAGAAUUAGUUAUGCCAAGACCAAGACUCGGGCUGAGGUGCGGGGUGGUGGCCGGAAGCCCUGGCCACAGAAGGGCACUGGGCGGGCCAGGCAUGGCAGCAUACGCUCCCCCAUCUGGCGAGGAGGAGGCGUUGCCCAUGGCCCCCGGGGCCCCACGAGUUACUACUACAUGCUGCCCAUGAAGGUGCGAGCACGGGGCCUCAAGAUAGCACUGACUGUGAAGCUGGCCCAGGACGACCUGCACAUUGUGGACUCCCUGGAGCUACCGACUGCAGACCCCCAGUACCUGACAGAGCUGGCCCGCUACCGCUGCUGGGGGGACUCGGUGCUCCUCGUGGACUUAGCUUACGAGGAGAUGCCACAGAACAUUGUGGAGGCUACCUCCAGGCUCAAGACCUUCAACCUGAUCCCUGCUGUGGGCCUGAACGUUCAUAGCAUGCUCAAGCACCAGACCCUGGUCCUGACAUUGCCCACCAUCGCUUUCCUGGAGGACAAGCUGCUCUGGCAGGACUCUCGCUACACACCCCUCUAUCCCUUCCGCCUGCCCUACCGAGACUUCGCCUGAUGGUUGCCCUCUGCCCAGCACUGCUGUCGAUGUUAGCCACUGGAAAACUUGGAGGCUUCACACCCACCUUGUGAGGGAGGUUCUACCUGGACCCCUUCAUCACGGGAAGCUGAAGCCACCCAGCGGUCAAGCAGACAUCACUACCAGGAUGGGACACUUUUGCAGAGAUCCCAGAAGGGCUUCUGCCUUCAUUCUCUUUCUUUUUUUAAUAAAUUUUGUUUUUUAAUCAAA